Molecule: messenger RNA, 834 nt
Organism: Gopherus evgoodei (Goodes thornscrub tortoise)
Lineage: Eukaryota; Metazoa; Chordata; Testudines; Testudinidae
Product: mitogen-activated protein kinase kinase kinase kinase 1-like
Exons: 12
Coding region: 1-702 (233 amino acids)
Source: RefSeq, a predicted model, not a curated record
AUGCUGAGUGUGACACCAGUUUGUGGCCCAGCCUGGCCUGAGCCGGAGCCUGACGCAGGAGCUGCUGGGAAGCUGCGGAACCCAGACAAGCUGCCGCGCUGCUGCGAGCCGGAGGAGGACGAGGCCGAGCGGCCCCCCCCGGUGCCCCAGCGGAUCCACUCCACGCACCGGCACGCCCCGGCCGAGCGCAGCAACUCCGACAUCAACCUGCAGCCCAUCAAGAUCAGGACCCAGAGGAAGGAGCCGACGCCCGCGUGCCACGUGGAGAUCUGCCUAGACCUCAGCUCCACGGGCCAUGCCAGGGUCAACACGUCGGAUUCAGACAACGACUACGACGACGUGGACAUCCCCAGCAGCUGUGACCCAGCCAGGCCCACGCUGCCAGCCGACACUGACGUGCCACCCCACUGCCCCCCAAGCCCAAGUUCCGGAGCCGGUCCGACGAGACACCCCCCGAGGAGACGCGGCCCCACCCGGGGGCAGCUCCUACAGCGCCCCGGCAGGUCUCCCUGGUGCGGUGCUCCAGGGCCCGUGGGAGCCGGACCCACACCCCACCCAGCACACCGAGCCCGCCGCUCCCACCUCUCGGCCAGCUCAGAUCCCACUCUGUGGCCCGGACCCCGGAGCGAGGAGCCCCCUGUCCUGCCCCCAAGACAGAGAAGAAACGAAGACAGGAUGGAUCCCUCUCAAGAAGGUCUUUAACGGCUGCCCCCUGCGCAUCACGGCCACGGCCACCUGGACGCACCCCACACCCAAGACCCACACCUGAUCCUGGGGGCCGAGGAGGGGAUCUUCACCCUGAACCGCAGUGAGCCGGAGGCCACGUUGGAGCUG